This is a messenger RNA of Poeciliopsis prolifica (blackstripe livebearer), 1496 nucleotides long. It is a transcript of the gene rabac1, whose product is annotated as Rab acceptor 1 (prenylated). The coding region runs from base 146 to 778 and encodes 210 amino acids. Lineage: Eukaryota; Metazoa; Chordata; Actinopteri; Cyprinodontiformes; Poeciliidae. Gene Ontology annotation, cellular component: Golgi apparatus. The transcript has 6 exons. The record is from RefSeq and is a predicted model, not a curated record.
GGUGGCAAUGUGGUGCAUCAGAAUGCUGAUAUGUUUUUUUUUUCUCCUCUCUCUUUCUCUCUGUGGCCACAUCACAUCCGUGAUCCUGAACAGCAACAAAGAGGUGGAGGUUGUCUUAUAAAACUUUUUCACAGAAAGUCUUCAGAUGUCCUCAGGUGCACCAAAGGGAGAGAACUGCCUUGUGGACAUGGACAGCAAGGCUGGAGAUCUGUUUGGUGCAGAGGAUGCUCAUCCGACUGGAAUGGGGGGUAACGGCGCUACUGGAGUCCUGGCGAAGUUGUGGCUUCCCAAAGGCCUCUCAGUCAGCAUGGCUAAAGAAUGGUUUGACCGCCGCAGGAUGUCCAUUCGCCCGUGGGCCAGUUUUGUUGACCAACGGAAGUUCUCAAAACCUCGGAACUUUGGAGAGCUCUGCCAGAGGGUGGUGAAAAACGUGGAGGUUUACAACAGCAACUACACCUUCAUCUUUCUGGGUCUCAUCCUCUACUGCAUCAUCAGCUCACCGAUGCUGCUGAUUGCCUUGGCUGUGUUUGGUGGUGCCUUCUACAUUAUCCACCUCAAGUCUCUGGAGUCCAAGCUGGUUAUCCUUGGUAAAGAGCUCACCGUCCCUCACCAGAUGGGUUUAGCUGGAGCCGUCUCUCUGCCCGUGUUCUGGUUGGCAGGAGCUGGAGCUGCUGUUUUCUGGGUUUUUGGAGCUACGCUGUUUGUGAUUGGCUCCCAUGCCGCCUUCCGGCAGCUGGAGGGAACAGACUUAGAUGAACUCCUCAUGGAGUCCGUGUGACGACCCGGCUGAACUUGAAGCAGGGUUGGGCUUUUUGACCCAGUGAUUGCACCAGCCUUCAGGUGUUUGGGGGAAAAACUGCUCUGGAACCUGUUUCCAAGCUAUAUGUGUAUCUUAUAUUCCAGGUAUUUAACAUGGCAUUUAUCAACGCACCUUACAUUGCGUCAAAGAACUGUUGUUACACUCUUUCAUGUACAUAGAUGGUCAUAUGCACAAGUCAUGAAUUUUUCAAUAAUCAAUUAAAGCACAUUGUGAGAUUAUGGGCCUUGAUCUGCAUAUUUCUAAUCUCUUAUGCCUCUGGUUUGUGUCAAAAGCCUCUUGCUCUUUACUGAUAUACUCGCCAUCUAUAAAUAGAGCUUCCACAAUAAACUCUCUGCUGUAGAAACAGAUUCUGUGCAUAUUUCAUAUUUAUAAAUAGCUAUGAGUAAUUUCCAAAGGUUAAGUGCCAUAUAAAGCUUUAAAAUACUUGUUGUUAUUGAAUGAAAUGCUAAUUUGAGAAAAGCUUCUGGAUUAUUUACAAGGUACUGAAGGCUUGCUGUGUUGAGAGUUUCACUGUUCUCAUGGUGUGCAUAUUUAAUCAGUCUGCUUUGAACGUUCAGCUAAUGAAAACAUGCUUCAGAAAUAUGCUAUUUGUUUACAUUUGAUAGAAAUGGUGUGUUUUUGUAUUGGAAUAUUUGGAAGUGCAAUAAAUCCUCCUCACUGAUUCGUCCUAAAACAG